AUGGCGGGGCGCGGGAAAAGAAAACCCAGAUCUUUGCUGCAGCAUAUUGUUAUUCUCUGUCCCGCCACAACAUCUAGGCUGUUUUUGCAGAAGAAAAGGAAGGAGAGGGGACAACAGAAGAACGAAGCAGCUUUGGACCAGUUAGAAGAUGAUUUAAAGCGAGAGGCAGAGAGGUUGGAUUUGCCUGUGGAGCAGAAAACUAAAGCUAUGAAACAAAGAGAGAAAAAGGUGGUCACAAAGACAUUUCAUGGAGCAGGAAUUGUGGUUCCAGUGGAUAAAAAUAAUGUUGGAUAUAGAGAAUUGCCAGAAACUGAUGCAAGUCUGAAGAAGAUUUGCAAAGCGAUUGCAGAGGCCAAAGAGGAUGAGGAGAGAAUGAAAGCUUUUGCGCCCAUCCAGGAAAUGAUCACCUUUGUUCAAUUUGCCAAUGAUGAAUGUGACUACGGCAUGGGCUAUGAGCUUGGGAUAGAUCUGUUCUGUUACGGCUCACAUUAUUUCUAUAAAGUGGUACGCCAGCUGCUGCCAAUGGCAUACAAUCUGCUGAAGAGAGGUCUGUUUGGAGAGAUACUGGAGGCGCACCUUACCAGCCGUUCCCAGGACAACCUUGACCAACUCGCUGCUGUCUGACGUAUAUUGAGAGGAUGAUAAGCUAUUCAGAAUGACUUCCUGUAAAUGGUGUUGGGGUGGGGUCAGAGACAGAUUACACUGCAGUAAAUUACGCUGUUAGGUGCUGCUACUUCAUUGAAAAUGCUACAAAGCCCAGGAAAGGUUAGUUUCUUAAACCUAGAUUACUCUUUUCUAAAAGAUGUAUUGGUAAUCCAAAAUUUAAACAUUUUGUUUUAGGUUUAAUUGGUUUAACAUAAUUAAAAUGAAUAGGCACAUUUUUUAUUUUUUAUUUUUUUUAGCGCUCACUGCUCAUUCGUGCAUUAAAGAGAAAUCAAAUUGAGUUUUUCUCGCCAGGUUUUUCAUCCUGAGAAUCAACAUUUUGUGAGGAGUACUGUGCCUUUCCAAACCUGAAUUUCUUUGAUUCACACUGUCAGUCCAGUAAAUCAUAGGGAAAUGAGUUAUAGCUGCUGAAAGUUCAGUACGUUGCAUACAUUAUUUAUGAUUUUGCUUUCUGCAUUUCCAUUAACAUAUUUUGCAUAACCCAGUUGCUUGAAAGCAAUCCUUCAAUUUUCCAGUUUAUUUGAGCAGUGACUGCUGAGUGCUGAUCAACAUCUUGGUUAUGGUUUCAGAUCCGUUUGUUUAUUUUUGUGAAAGCAGAACGCUCUAUUCAUAGCAAAAGUGAGCUGAUUCUUGUUAAAAUGGUACCUUAAGUAAUCUGUACUGAGAAACUUUAAGUUAGAAAAUGAGUUUUCAGUGUCAAUUUCUUACUGUCUUCAUCAUCAUUAUGAUCAUUCCGUUAUCGUUGUCCAGUACUGUUCCAAAGUAGUUUAAUAAAGUGUAU
Messenger RNA from Sinocyclocheilus rhinocerous, 1444 nucleotides. RefSeq names its product UPF0609 protein C4orf27 homolog. NCBI's taxonomy places the organism in Eukaryota, Metazoa, Chordata, Actinopteri, Cypriniformes, Cyprinidae. The record is from RefSeq and is a predicted model, not a curated record. Gene Ontology annotation, molecular function: histone binding; poly-ADP-D-ribose binding. Gene Ontology annotation, biological process: DNA damage response; regulation of protein ADP-ribosylation. Bases 1 to 624 code for a protein of 207 amino acids. Gene Ontology annotation, cellular component: nucleus. The transcript has 5 exons.